Messenger RNA from Parnassius apollo (apollo), 351 nucleotides. Lineage: Eukaryota; Metazoa; Arthropoda; Insecta; Lepidoptera; Papilionidae. The record is from the annotation of a GenBank genome assembly.
AUGGAUCCAGUGAAAAAAAAGUAUAAAAAAGCUUUGAAGGUUUCCGAAAUCGUAGACUAUCUCCAAGAUAUUGAAGAUUAUAGUGAUGAGGAGUUGAAUGACAUUGAAGUUGCCAUAUUGCCGCCGGAUGAGGUAGAUGAAAUGACUGAAAUAGAAGAAGGUCAUGACGACAAUAUGGGAGUUUUGCCAGUGUCUGAUGUAGCUAGUCAAGUGGAAUUUUCGUGCACGAUCAAUAACGUCGCGGAAAAUCAUCUUACUCAAACCGCAUCUCGGACAAGCAAGACAGUCACUUGGCGUAAGUGUGAACCAGUAUAUUCUGAAAUACAGCCGGAAUCUAAUACUACGGAGUAA